Periophthalmus magnuspinnatus is the source of this 4179-nucleotide messenger RNA. RefSeq names its product inositol polyphosphate-4-phosphatase type I Aa (gene inpp4aa). The record is from RefSeq and is a predicted model, not a curated record. The transcript is spliced from 24 exons. The coding region runs from base 171 to 3068 and encodes 965 amino acids. Gene Ontology annotation, cellular component: cytoplasm. Gene Ontology annotation, molecular function: phosphatidylinositol-3,4-bisphosphate 4-phosphatase activity. NCBI's taxonomy places the organism in Eukaryota, Metazoa, Chordata, Actinopteri, Gobiiformes, Gobiidae.
UGCCGUCGAGAACGCGAGCAGGAUGCUAGAACUGCAGCGAGACAUCUUGUAAUUUCACCAGGAGAUAAAUCAUGACAAACACUUCUUGGCAGCAAAAGAACAAAGUGUGUUUCUGAAGAGAGAGUUUUGGUCCCGCUCCCUUUGCACGAAGCCUGGAGACACGUGCCGUUAUGUCGGGCAAAGAGCGCAGCCCAAGGCACCGGCCCUGGUCGGUCUACAGGGCCAACACGUUUGAUCUGUCAGCAGAGAUGAUGGGGCUGGCCCUCGCAGGAAGCAGUCAGGACCCGGAUGAGCCUGUGCUGGAGUUUAGUCUAGCCUGCAGUGAAUUGGUCACUCCUGCACUGGACCGUAAGCCCACCAGCUUUGUGGCAGUAAGCUGCACCACUCCUCCACAGGCUUUCUGGACCAAGCACGCUCAAACUGAGAUCAUAGAGGGCACAAGUAACCCUAUAUUCCUCAGUAGUAUAGCAUUCUUCCAGGACUCCAUGAUCACUCAGCAAACUCAGAUCAAACUUUCUGUCUACGAUGUGAAGGACCGAACACAGGGAACGAUGUAUAUGUUAGGUUCUGCCAUGUUUCCAGUGAAGGAGCUGCUCCAGGACAAACACCACAGGCUGCACUUGACUCUGAGGUCAGCAGAGAGCGAGCGGGUGGGGAACAUCACUGUGAUCGCCUGGCAGAUGGAGGAGAAGAGGGAGCAGAGGGCUCCUGGGCCCAGGUUACAGAGGGGAGACACUGUUAAUGGAAGGAUGGUCCUACCUGUUGACCAGAGUCUAACUGAAUCCAUGGGCAUAAAGUCUAAAUCAUCAUCUAUUUGUAAAGAUCCACUGCUCAAGGCUGUGUUUGGGGGCGUUAUGUCGCGCACUUACCGCUUUCCCAUGACGGACGGAAACCAUCUUCGCAUCCUGGAGCAGAUGGCUGAGAGUGUGCUCUCACUGCACAUCCCUCGACAGUUUGUCAAACUGCUACUGGAGGAGGACGCAGUCAGGGUGUGUGAGCUGGAGGAGCUCGGCGAACUGUCUCCGUGCUGGGAGAACCUCCGCAGGCAGAUCAUCACCCAGUACCAGACCAUCAUCCUCACCUACCAGGAGACUAUCAGCGAUCUGCACGAAUACAAGGGGCCUUCAUUUAAAUCUAGUACUUUAAAAGCUGAGAAGAAGUUGGAGUUUAUUCCCACUAACCUGCACAUUCAAAGGAUGAGAGUCCAAGGGGAGUCGGGCUAUGACCGAACUUAUGAUGUAAUAACUAUUGGAGCUCCUGCAGCACAUCAUCAGGGUUUUAAAGGCUGUGGACUCCGGAAAAUGGUGCAGAAGCUCGAUGAUGCCAGGAAACAUACCUAUGCAGACGAUAGCUCUUCUAGCUCUGCCUCAAAAGGACUGCCCUAUCAACAGCAAGAUGUAGUGAAGGCCAAGGAGCUGAUUGGUCAGAUUAACACUCUAAAGACACAAGUCUGUUACUACAUAGAACGCCUGUCCAGAGCCGCAAAAGAGCGCUCCGCAAAUGCAAUGGAGAGGACUCUGGCCAUCCUCAAAGAGAAGGCCCAUCAGCUGGUGACAGUGUGUGACUCCAAGCUACUGUCCACUGCCAUUUUGGCCCUAGCAGCUGCUUGCCCUGAGUCGACCCAUCACAGCACCCCGUCCCCCUCCGCCUCCUCCCUCUCCCCCUCGUCCAGGUCCCCAUCUCGCUCCCCAUCCCGUAACCCCACCUCUCCAUCCCGCAUGGCCAUCUCACCCUCGCGGCAAGUAGCGGCUCCAGACAGCAACGAUGGGAGCAAAAGUAAAAGGAUGUCAAUGCAAACAGAUGCACAUGAAGAAGAAUGGGGAAAUAUCUGGAUAAAUGUUGAUAAAAGUCUGGAGUGUGUGGUCCAGAGGGUGGAACGACUUCUACAAAAAGAUCAAAUUCAAAGUGAUAGUAGUUCUGAAGAUGUUUUCCUUCUCGCUAAUGAGGAACAAGGCACUUUAAAUGUCAAAGAUAAUAGCCCAGAGAUAGAAAAGACAUCCCCUGCUGAAUGGGGUGAGAUUUUGUACCCCCUCCUCACAACACUGUCUGACUGUGUAACCCUCAUGAGCGACAAAGCUAAAAAAGCCAUGGUGUUUCUACUGAUGCAAGACAGCGCCCCGACCAUCGCCAUGAGCCUGUCUGUGCAGUACCGCAGAGAUGUGGUCUUCUGCCAAACACUCACAGCUCUCAUCUGUGGUUUCGCUGUGAAGCUGAGGACAAGCCUCUGUGACUCAGGAUUUCUCCGACAGCUCCAUACCAUCGGCCUCCUGGUGCAAUAUGAAGGUCUUCUCAGCACUUACGGGGAGGAGCUUGCUAUGCUGGAGGAUAUGAGCGUUGGUGUCAUGGACUUGAGAAAUGUCACCUUUAAAGUUACACAAGCGACUUCAGGUUUUGGACCAGACAUGCUGCCAGUGAUCACAGGGAACAGAAACGGCUUCAAUGUCCGGGUGGCUUUGCCGGCGGCCAUGUUUGAAUCGUUGCCACGGGAGAUCCAGAACGGGAUGUUAUUGCGUGUUCAGCCAGUCGUGUUUAAUGUAGGGAUCAAUGAACAGCAGACACUGGCAGAGAAGUUUGGUGACACAACGUUACAAGAAGUGAUAAAUAUGGAAAACAUGGCACGUCUUAGCUCUUAUUAUGACCAGUUCAAAGAAGUACUACCAGAGGACUGCCUCCCCCGCUCCCGCAGCACCACCAGCCUGCCUGAGCUGCUCAAACAGCUGAGCCAAAAUGUCAAAGCCAAGAAAAACAAAAAUGUGGAGAUUUUGUGGCAGGCGGCCGAGGUAUGCCGUAGACUGAAUGGAGUGCGCUUCACUAGUUGUAAGAGCGCCAAGGACCGCACAGCUAUGUCCAUUACUUUGGAGCAGUGCCAAAUCUUGGAGCAGGAGCAUGGAUUGGCCCCACAGGUUUUCUACCAGGCCUUGGACUGUAUGCGCAGUGAGGGAUGCAGACGAGAAAAUACCAUGAAGAAUGUUGGAUGUCGCAAAUACGCUUUUAAUUCCUUACAGCUCAAAGCCUUCCCUAAACAAUACCGCCCUCCAGAGGGGACAUAUGGAAAAGUGGAAACCUAAGUGGACUUUUUUAGCAGGAAGAAAUGAAAAGACUACUGAGGAGGACUUGAUAAAAUAACACAAAGAGAAACGCCUACGAACAUACCCCAUUGUCCUUAGUCACAACUAGUUCAAGUGCCAGAAUAUGUUGUUUUACAGUUGUUUUACCCCCUAAAUGAGUAAUCAUAACUCAGAACUAGUUCACAGCUUACUGUCGUUGUCUGUGUCAGUGGGUAUGCGGGUUAUUACAGUUCUUAUCACUAUACUUUUACUAGGCCUAUUGCACAGUUAUACAGCUAUAUCUAUCAUCAGACCAGCCGAUAAGAAAGACUCUGCUCACAAAGAAGACAAAGCUGUUUUUGAUAUUCUCAGAUUCCCUACAGGUUUCCAUGUUAUUGUGGCAAAAGACCAAGACCAGCAAUGACAUUUUAUUAUUGCACAAAUGGUUUAUGUCACUAAUCAGCCUGUUCAGAUACGUUAUUCACAUGUAGUUUCUAGAGAACAGUGUAAAUACAAUACAUGGUUAGCUAUUUGUUUGCUUAAAGAUGCCAAAUCAUGACAUGAAACCUUAUUUGCCCAAUGUAGCUAUUUAAAGGUGCAUUAUGUCGAGGUGGAGAUCCAUGGAGAUAUUUAUUGCUUUGCUUGGAAUGUGGCACAGAACAUCGUUAAAUGUUUUGUUGUUUUAUUCAGUUACAGGUAUUUGUAUUGUAAAGCACACCUUAAACAACAAGAGCGGGUUGAUCUCUCUACAGAUCUGUGACCCUGUGGCACCGUAUGUUAGUUGGUCUCCAUAGAAACAUUUAAUGCUGUACUGCAGACUAUUCCAGAUAAAACAGUAACAUCUUCAUGGAAACGAGCAAGUGGCAUCUCUCCACCAGAAAAGUCACAUUUAAGUUAAACAUGUCUCCUUCUCUGGACCUAAACUUCCCUGUUGUAUGCUGACGAAUACAAAGCUCUUGGGUUGUUGUAGCACAUUUUGUUGUCUCUCUGCUCAAUGUGUCAUUUUUAUUAACCAUACACUUUUUGGCAUUAUUUUCAAAAUGUUGUGUUGUUGUUACAAGCAUAAUGUACAAAUCACAUACUAAGCUUUAGAGUAGUGAUGUGAUGUUUGUGAAUGAGUCAGCUCUCAUUU